AGCGGACGCGCGGUUUUUUGUGCCUUUCAUAGUAACUCGCAACUCAACAUCUUUCUUCAGGACGCUCGUGCGUGGCCGUCGGUCGGUGAGCGGCCGGGUCUGCGAAAGCUAGGGAGCAUAAGUUGUGAGGUUUUGGCGUGGUCUGACGACGACGACAUGCACAAUGUGCAAGACGAGGACGCAAUCCAGCCAUACGUCAAUCUUCAGCGAAUAACAUUCCAUCAAUCUGCUACUCCGUCAACAGAUUCAGAAUUCGACAUGUGCAAAGCGGCAGCAAGAAGAGGCAGCGCGAUUCCCUCUAUUGACCGAGAAAGCGAAGCAGAGAACACGGAUGGUGAAGUCACUUUCCGUGAUCAAGACAAUACUGACGGUGACCGUGAACAAGAACCUAGUCAAGUUUUUGAAAUUUUGUACGAUUAUGAAGCUCGAAAUAACGACGAACUGAACCUUACUGCGGGUACGACCGUGAAGCUAAUAAGGAAAACUGAGGAAGAGUCAUGGUUUUACGGUGAACGUGAAGAUGGCAAACGCGGUUUGUUUCCUGGAAACUAUGUGAAGCUUUUGGGGUCUGAUGCCAAGAUAAUAGCAGCGGAUGAGAUCUCUGAAUUACCAUCUGGUAAAGAGUAUAUAGGAAGGGGUGCAUCAGCCGAAGUCUUCAAAGUUGUUUAUGAAGGAGAGCUCGUCGCUUUGAAAAAAGUACGUGACACUUCUGACCUUGAAGUCCUGAAACGAGAGGCGGUUGUAAUUAAUCGACUUCGACAUCCCAAUAUUAUUCAUCUUGUGGGAGUCUGCCUUGAACAACCGCGUAUCGGCUUAGUACUGGAACUUUGCGACGGUGGUUCACUGAAAAGAUUGUGUCAGACUCUGGUCAAUUCAUUCAUUUCCGUGAGGGUGCUUGUCGACUGGGCUGCACAAAUCGCUUCAGCCAUGAAGUGUCUUGCUUCGGAAAAUCUUAUGCAUAGAGAUCUCAAAGCCGACAACGGUACGUAUUAUUUCAAAAAAUAUUCUCUUUCGGCUGUUCAAAUGAACGUUUGCCAGUUAAUAAUGGCAGGAAAUCAGCAAUAUGUUCGAUAG
Cooperia oncophora is the source of this 1074-nucleotide messenger RNA. The record is from the annotation of a GenBank genome assembly. NCBI's taxonomy places the organism in Eukaryota, Metazoa, Nematoda, Chromadorea, Rhabditida, Trichostrongylidae.